AUGGGGUCGGCAUAUAAUCCCGAUGGCGAUCCAAGUCCUUUAUCGUCUCCGUUGGGUCCUCUCUCCGAGUCGCCAGAAUCGGAGUCGGGGUUUCAGAGACUUUCCCUCCAAACGACCGACCAUACCUUAAGGAGCUCGGUGUCGUCGGGAUAUGACCCUCUUUCAAGUAGAUCUCCAUUAUUCGAGAGCGAACAUGGACUUGGUCCGACCGGGCUGGACCGUAUACGCCAGCAACCUUCCCGGGUUUUGACCCUACCGAACCUGUCGACAUCUUCUUUAACGCCUUUGAACGUUCCCCGACCACCCCCGUCGAUGCGCUCUAGUUCAUCAUCGAGAGCUCAUACUGGUCGCAUGUCGACGAGCCAGGAGCUUGGAGACCUGGAGGAUCUGCACCGAUUCCCAUUAGAAUCAUUACAUUCAUUUUCAUUCGCUCAGCAAUCGGAGGAGUUGCUGCAAAGUCGGCAAAACAUUCUCAAACGCUCAAUGGACUUUAUGAGGGACCGUAUGGGAUGGGCUGCCAGUAGCGCUGCGAUCGCCAAUGCCCAGGCCAACAUGAGCGGCGACUCGGACCUCCAAAGUAUGAUGGAUCUCUUGACCCGGGCCCAUGUUCUUGACGAAGAAACUCCCAAUCACGGACGAGGCCCCAUCACCGGACCUGCGGAAGUGAAUGGCGACAAUAUCUUCGAGCGGGCCUUCUCGGACCACAGCUCAUCACCCCUCAGUGCUCGAAACUCAAGUCUGGAACCUUUUCCAGAAUCACAGGCAACAUCCGACAGCAGCUCCCAAAUGUUGAGUCCCGUCACCUCUAAUGACCGUAUACCGGCGUCCAGGACGGACCUGAAAUCGGCACCGGCGUCCAGGCGCGUAAGCUUAAAACGUACAUACACGGACCUCAACUCUGCCACCCUCAAAAGCAAGCUGAUGGAUACUCUAGCGCAACCUUAUUCUUCCACGGAUCCAUUUGCGUCUCUGGCCUCCUCCGCCACUGGAUUAGGAUUCCCGAUUCCGGCCCUCCAUACCCAUAGCAGCAAAUGGAGCCCAGUUUCUCAGGCCGUGUUCCGUACCGAAGCCCAAGCACCAUGGACUAUUUUUGCAGCUAAUGAUCUCUCCUGUCUUGUAUUCGGGGUCACACAGUCCGAGGUCCGUCGUCUCAGUAUCUUAGAGGUCGUACAGCGGGAGCACAGGCAGUGGCUCGAGGCCAAACUUCGAGAUCCCAGCACUGAUGCCGCGGCUCGUACUCCACUUCAGCCAGAAAGGCCCAAUAUUCGAGCGGUAAACCCUAAGUUUCGAGGCCUAGGGAAUGGCGUCACUGCGCAGCUACUCAAUAAACCGUCAUCGCGCGAGAAGUCUCGCAGAGCGCAGACUGACGAUGGAUAUGGUUCGAGCACGCGCAAUCCUCGCAAUGCCAAUCACCCGGGCAACAAAUCCCGAGGCGUUUUGCUUUGUGGUGACGUCGUUCCCAUCCAAAAGCGCAAUGGCACUAAAGGAUCGGCUAGCGUAUGGGUUAUGGAGAAGCGUGGUGGCUUGAUAUGGGUGCUGGAGGAAAUCACGGAAAAUGCUGCCUCUGUCAAAUGCGAUGAGAAUUGGCAAGUCAUAAGUGUCAACGGGGAUGUGGACAAGAUCUGGGGUCCAUCCGUAGUUCGCAAUGGUCAGUCGAUUACUGAACUAUUACCUCGUCUACCAUCCGAGUCUCUCGCAAACUCCCCAGAGAAGGGAAUGGCCCGGAUCGUGGAGUUGAAGCAUUUCGCUGCAAAUACAGCGGCAGGUGUGUGUAUUCCAGUGACCGUGGGCAAGGCGAAUGAUGCCCGCACUUUGCAGGUGUCAAGUUUUCCCCAUGUUGCAGGCAUGAUGGUGCUUUCUUCUUCAUCACUUAAUGUGAUCAGUUCGAAUUCAGUAUUUUCAUCUGCUCUUUUUGGCCAAGACCGUCCCGAAGGGCGCCAUAUCACGGAGCUGAUACCCGGGUUUGAUGAGAUUCUGGAUGUGUUAACCGAGGAGGACAACGUGCCAUUGGUCGAUGGUAUUGUGAUCCCUGAGCACAGUUUCCGCCGAGCGAGAACCCUGUCCAUCCUUCGAGACGGGAAAGCCAAUGCUGCAUCUGUCUUCACUGAGCCUAGUGGACUGUUGGCUAAGCAUCGGGAUGGCUCCACUAUCGUUGUGGAUGUUCAACUGCGUGUGGUGAAAAGUGGAACAUUUUUCUCCAGAGAACAGGCAGAGAGGCUUGUCGAAGAGAAAUCUAGUGAUUCUGAGGAUAGCGAUGACACUAUUGCGGUGACAGAAUUGGUAUACGCAUUAUGGGUGACCUAUUCGAGACAGAUUCACGCCGCUGGCCCUGCAGCCGGUCUCUCAUCCUCUUCACUACCGACCUCAAAACCUACCUCACCUGGUUCUUCAAACACCGCCACAUCUGACGGCCACCCCACCUCCACCUCCAACUCACAGACCCCUGACACCAAUCAAAUUUCUGUGGAAGUCCAAACGCCGAGCUCCACCCUCAGCCAACAACUCAGCGAAGCUGCAUCUGAGCCACUGACGGAUCGGCCCGUCCAGGCCGUCCCCGAAAUGUCUUCGGCCCGUCUCAAGAAGGCUCCUAAUGAUCAGAAGACGGUCCUCAAGUUCGUCACCAAGAAGCGAAUUCUGGUUGAUACAUGGACUCGUGAUCGACGUCUGGGCACGGUGCCGUUGGAGAUUCAUGUCCUUGACUUUCUUCGCCGUGAUGGCUACCGGCACCCAAACAUCGUGGAAAUGUCGGGCUUUUUCGAAGAUGAUGUCAACUAUUACAUCGAGAUGAUCCCACAUGGUCUGCCAGGCAUGGAUUUGUUUGAUUACAUUGAGUUGAAGGCCAACAUGGAAGAGUCCGAAUGUCGCAGUAUUUUCAAGCAGGUUGUGAGCGCCAUCCAUCAUUUGCACACGAGAGCCUUGGUUGUGCAUCGCGACAUCAAGGACGAAAAUGUCAUUCUUGACGGAGAAGGGAGGAUCAAGUUGAUUGAUUUUGGCAGUGCAGCCUAUAUAAAAAACGGUCCGUUUGAUGUGUUUGUGGGGACCAUUGAUUAUGCUGCUCCUGAAGUUCUUCAAGGCAAAUCAUACCGUGGCAAGGAGCAAGAUAUCUGGGCACUCGGCAUCCUUCUCUACACGAUCGUCUACAAGGAGAAUCCAUUCUACAAUGUCGACGAGAUUCUCGACCACCCUCUCCGAAUUCCGUUCCUGCCCUUUUCUGAGGAAUGCAUCGAUCUGAUCCGCAAGAUGCUUGACCGUGACGUUGAUAACCGCUUGACCAUUACCGAGGUGCUCGAGCACCAAUGGAUGAUGACUGGGGAGUAA
Messenger RNA from Penicillium longicatenatum, 3318 nucleotides. Its product is annotated as serine/threonine-protein kinase. Lineage: Eukaryota; Fungi; Ascomycota; Eurotiomycetes; Eurotiales; Aspergillaceae. The record is from RefSeq and is a predicted model, not a curated record. The transcript has 5 exons. Gene Ontology annotation, cellular component: cytoplasm; nucleus; cytosol. Gene Ontology annotation, molecular function: protein serine/threonine kinase activity; ATP binding. Gene Ontology annotation, biological process: negative regulation of glycogen biosynthetic process; protein phosphorylation; intracellular signal transduction. Bases 1 to 3318 code for a protein of 1105 amino acids.